Molecule: messenger RNA, 1224 nt
Organism: Eucalyptus grandis
Lineage: Eukaryota; Viridiplantae; Streptophyta; Magnoliopsida; Myrtales; Myrtaceae
Product: disease resistance protein UNI-like
Exons: 2
Coding region: 1-1224 (407 amino acids)
Molecular function (GO): ADP binding
Source: RefSeq, a predicted model, not a curated record
AUGGCCUCCACUUCUUCUGCCUCAUGGUCAUAUAAGCUUAGGAAUGAUGGCGUCUUUGAAUCCAGAGAUUCAAUCGUAUGGGAGAUCUUGGAUGCUCUUGCCGAUGGUAGCAAUAGUGUGGUCGGGGUUCACGGGAUGGGUGGGGUUGGCAAGUCCACCCUUUUGGUGGAUGCCGAAAGGAGAAUAAGGGAAAGAGAAGUUCUUCUGCCCAAGAGGUUGGAAGAUGAGGAGAGUAAGAAAAAGAAGGCCCUCAUAAUACUCGACAACCUGUGGAAGGGGCUCGACUUGAAAUCAGUCGGCAUUUCUUGUGGACAUGACAACGAAGUCAUAGGAUGCAAGCUGCUUUUGACGUCCAGAGAUCAAGAUUCCUUGCGAAGUGAAAUGGGCUGCUACAAGGACUUCCCCCUCGAUGGCCUACAGGAGGAAGAGGCAAAAAGAUUGUCCGAGAGGUUGGUCGAAGACAAAGUUCAUAACGACCAGAAACCCUUCGUGGAUGAAGCACUCCACAAAUGUUCAGGUUUGCCUUUUCUAAUUGUCACAUUGGCAAGACUUUUUAAAGAUGAUGGUUUAUUUGAAUGGAAGGAUGCUUUGAAACAAUUCGAGAUGUCUAAAAAUAAUGGAAUCAGUGAGGUGAUGAAUAUAAUUUUGCAAUUGAGCUAUGAUCAUUUAAUAGAAGAGGAGGGAAAGUCAUUAUUACAACUCUGUGUUGUUUAUGGCGCCUCUGAGCCCUCUCUUGAAAACUUGGUGAAGUAUGGUGUGGGUUUGGGUUUAUUUGGAGAAGCUAGUAGCAUGGAAGAAGCUAGAUAUAGGCUGAGCUCCCUAAUCCAUACACUUCAAGCCUCCUCCCUUUUGUUAGAGAAUGGAAAAGAUGAUGGUUUCAAGAUACAUGACUUGGUUCGUGAGUUUGUUGCCACGGUCGCAUCAAGAGAUAACCCUUUUCUCAUGUUGAAAGAUAAAAAUAAGUCGGUAAUAGAGUUGCUGAAGGACAAGCUCAAAAGGUGUAGGGCGAUAUGGUUUCCUUAUGUUGGCAUGAAGGAGUUUCGCAAAGAAUUAGAUUGCCCUGAAUUGUGCAUCUUUUUGCUUUUCACCAACAAUGAAUCUUUUAAGGUCCCAGAUUCAUAUUUCAACUCUAUGCAGAAACUCAUGAUCUUAAAUCUUACUAGAAUACAUCUAACUCAUUUGUUUUCAUCGUUUCAGUUCUUGAAGAGCUUAUACACUCUCUAG